AUGUCGUCAGAGGCGAGCAGAUUCAUGAUGGACGACGAAUCAGACUGGUCCGACGACGACGCCAUCUACGAGGCCGGUUGUGUCGAAUUGAUGCCGGACAUUCACACCAAUAAAUUUGAACUGUACGAACCUGUGGCGGAGCAUCGCGACGGAGCAGUAAAGGCGUCUAUCGAAGGCAAAGAAAGUGGACAUGUUGUGUACCACAGGUCCAAAGCAGACUGCGGCGUCUCCAUCACCAGGUUGCUAUGGGCAGACGGGUGGCGAGACAAUGACCACAGCGAAGCCAUGACGCUCGUGGUGCUCAAACUGGGCUUCAAGCCGGAGAGCCGCACCGCCAAGGUGACACACGCCUCGCUGAAGCUGAGGCUCAAGUCUGACAAGAAGGAAGACGAAGAUCCGCAACUUGUGGCAUGGGGCCCCUUCCGCCACCCGGAGAUGUGGAAUGGGGUUCAGGCUCACAGGCGGAGCAACGUGACACCAAGCGUCAAGUUUGGUGCUGCGGGCGCCGGCCAGGAGCUAUCCGCGGGGAUAGAUUUUACAACAGAGACCGAAUGGGACGAAGUGUGCACCGAUUACGGCCAGUCCUCGGAGCAGUACAGCAAGCGCAAGCAGGGACCUCCAAACGGGGUCUUAUGGCAGGUGUUCCAAAACGAGCGGCUUCAACGGGGCAUCACCCCCGAGGUCCGCGUUGCCGCUCUGUUCUUGAGAUCACCAUCAUCCCACUAUCGAGUCGAGGUCAGAAUUGUCGCGGACACGGGGACCGGCAGCAAACUUCUCCAUCAGGGAAUGCGCCUGUUCAAGCAGCCAGGGGGCGAUAGGGUUUAUUGGAGGGUCACGUCUCGGCCGGGAUCCAGAGACAAUUUCCACGCUGAGGGCGGCGCCAUCAUCAAGGACGUUGACCUGAACAACCUCGGGAAACUCGCGGAUCCUAGCAGCAGCAUGAACCUGAACCCUGAGUGGCUGAACAAAUGGGAGCGGGUCGAGAUGCCAAAGGCGACCGCGGAACCCGAGGCCAAGCCUAUGCAAGCCGUUGCAGAACCGCUCGAGAUUAGGGAGCAUCAUGUGGCUGCAGCUUACAGCUCCAGCUCCAGCUCUCAGCAAGAGGUGAUACAAUCCAGUUUAGAGAGAGAGGAGGCCUUCAAGAGCAAGGCGCAGACGCGCCAGGCGCCGCUAGAUGCCGACGCCGUCACGGGGAGACCACUACCGCAAUCACACGGUGCAGGUUUGCUUGCGACAAGCCCACCGCAGCCAGUAGAAACGAGAGGUACAGAAGACAACAUACGGCCUCGAGCAUCUGGAGAUCCGGAAGUUGAUACUGCUACGUCUCGAUCACCCGACCUUCACUGCGACAGCAGGCUGGUGGCGCUGGAAGUCCGCUCUGCACGAGCCGAGGCUCGCAUCGCAGAGCAGGACCGGCAAAUCAUCGAGCUGCAACGAACUUUGACACGGGACGUUAAGGACGUCAAGGACGUCAAGGACGUCAAGGACGCACUGCUCAGUUAUCUCAAAAGCCAAGGCAACACAAAGAAGCUUGACUCUCUAGGAACAGAAAUGUUCGAUGAGAUCACAAAUAAAUUCGCGGACCAGAAAGGCCGCAAAGAAUCGCUCAUCAGUGGCAUCAGAGCCUUCCUGGAGCUUAGUGGCGAUGACGAUGGACAGAUGGACGACUGUCUCCGGUGGCGCAUACUCGUCAAGGCCCUCAAAACCCAGGACUGUGCUGAAGCUGCGAAAGUGACGAGCGAGAUCAUUGUCAAUACCUGUCCGAAGCUCGCCUUCUUGUGUCUCGGUUCAAAAAAAAAGAACAACGACCGGACGCUCUUCUACACCGGACAGUGCAACAACAAAAUGCAUAAAACCGACGAAUUGUUUAUUCCUUUCAAUUUAGCGGCGAAGAGGGGAAACCACAGCAUCAUCAAACUCAUGCUCUCCAAAAUAUCUGCCAUCCUCAAAGACGCCCAGAAGGAGUCGAGUCAUCCUCUCAGCCAGAUAAGUCUGGCCCAACUUGUCGGAGCCAAAGAUCAGGACUUUGGGAAAAGCCCUCUGGCGCUUGCCCUGGACGCCGAGCGCACGCCGCUCGAGACCUUGAAGGAGCUCCUCACGGUGCCCGGUAUCGAAGACAGAGACAAGUCUUUUGACGCAGCGCUCGAGAAUGGGUGGGACAAGAUUGUAGAAAUCUUUCUCGAGCACGGCAUCGGAAUGCCGACUACCAGCGACCCGAUUAUCGAAGCUUUGAAAAGGCUCAAUGAGCCAGUCAACUUGGAAGAGACUGAAGACUCCGUACGAAGCAAGGAAGACGAGUGUCGGUUGAACAUUGUCAAGAGCCUCGUCCACAGGGCUACGCCUGAGGCAUUUAAUCAAGAGGUGGUGGAGGGAGUCAUCAAGCAGAAUUUGACGCAGGUCUGGAAGGUCUGGAAAGAAAAGAGCGGCAACGACCCGGUCAAACAGAUCAUGCCAUGCCUUCUCCACAUGGCAGUGCUGCAUGAGAAAGUCGAAUUUGUCAAAAUCUUCGUCGACGACUACCCCGACGCGUUGAGCAGGGAGAACGUCAUUCCUGGGCAGCCCGAGCAAGAAAAGACGAACGACAAGUACCCACUCUGGUACAACAACCAGAAAUGGUACAAGGGGGAGAAUGAGGGAACAGGGCGCUAUAUUUCGAAGCCCUCCUUUUCCGAUCCAAAGCAGAGCGACCGGGCCGCGAUUCGCAAUUUGAUCGUUACCAAGAUGAUUCAUGGGCUGGAUAUGGACAAGUUGCCCGACAUUCUCCAUAGGUCGCAUGAACCGUUCGACGAUCUGUGCUUCGACAUAUCCCGAUUCAACUCUGCGGCGUACCGAAUAUCCGACAUCGUGGACUCCUUGAUCCUCCAAGACAAGGACAACGAACGGGGGAUGCACCGGUAUGAACGCACGCUCAAGUACGUGGCGUUUCCAGCAUUGGACACGAUGGUGGCCGAGAGGGAAGCCUAUGCGGAGAACUUGAACCUCAAAAAGGGUCAUGAUGAGGUGUUCAGGGUCCUGGACUGGUUGUCAGUCAAAAAGGUGACAAAAAUUAUCAAGCUCACAGUGCCAGAUCGCUUAGUCAACCCCCACGAUGACUUGAAGAUGGCUAAGUAUGUGAAGAAAUUCAAAAUCGAAGUGCUCGACUGGAAAGUACUCGAUCUCUCUAUCUCCAUUUUCCAGAGCCAAAAUUCCAUGGAGCAAGAAGAGAUCAAAGAGCUGUACCUGUAUUCGAGCGGCAAGCGCGCAGCCAUUAACCAUUGGUUUAACAAAGACGACGGUGUCGAGUCGCUAAGCAAGCUCAAGAAGCUCUACGUCCACGUUAUUCGAGUUGAGUCAAUAUCUCUCUUGAAUCCUAUCAUUGCGUAUUGGGCUAACGAGAUGAUCCUUCAGGAAACUUGUACGGCGAACCAGACCAGGAACUUGCUGCACUACAUUCAAUUGCAGAACCAGAAUCUAGCCGACCGACAACCCAAUAUUAGCUCAAUUGAUCCUAUCGAAGCGGCUUGGUAUCCGAGCCCAUCAGUGGCAGACCUGAGCAAGAUCGCCUAUCAGUUGUCGCGCCCACUCGCCGAAUGGCUCACGAAACUCGCCUUUUUCGUCAAGAAAAGGAACGCGGCCAAUGGAGGGGUUGCCCAUAGACCGACGAAGGUGGCCAUUCUGGACAAUGGUGUCCUAAGCAUUUCUCCUGUCUCGAAGCAAGCAGACGCCGAGAUAUCAGCAAAGACGAAUGAGGAAAGGACGGGUUCAGAAGUCCCAAGGACUGAUGGUCUCGGUGGCAAGUCCGCUAAUGCAAUGCCGCCCGCGAACAAGAAGCGAAAAGAGGACGACGAAAACAGCCUUUGGUCACGCAUCAAGGCUGGCAGAUCUUUUGUCGAUGGCAACCUUAACUUCAGCCCGUGGCAAUUCCCCUCAGAUCCACACGGAACGCAAAUGGCGAACCUCAUAUGUGCCAUUGAUCCCUUUUGUGAGAUCUAUGUCGCCAGGGUGGCCGAAGAUGCGUUCGGCAUCAAGGCCAAGAAUGUUGCAAAGGCCAUUCAAUGGGCUAUAGAUGAAAAAGUCGACAUAAUAUCCAUGAGCUUUGUUCUUGGUGAAGAUCCAGACGAUGUGAUGAAGAAGAAGAUCAUUAAGGCCGGCAAGGCAGGCAUCGUCAUGACAUGCAGCACACACGACGAGGGAUCCAGGAUCGUGGCCGCCUAUCCUGCGACCUUCAAAGGCGAUUGCAAUGCGCUUCUGGUGCUUGCCGCGUGCGACGAAUAUGGCAAGCUUCUACGUGAGAUCGACUUGAGCUCAUACAGCUUCAAGCUGCGAGGCCAAAACGUGCCAGCCGGUGUCGUACCUUUUAUCAAGUCUGAGGAGAAGAUCUCAGGGAGCUCCGUUGCCACGGCUCUGGCCGCCGGCCUUUGCUCGUUGAUCCUGACAUGCGCCCGUUUGGCGGAUCCAGACAGGAAGUUCGACGAUACUGUCAACGUUGGCCAGAGAGUUGAAGAGCUUGGGACCUCUAGCCGCAUCGGCAUGGUACGGGAAAUCCUCAAGCGGAUGCUCUCCGACUCCGAUUCCGACAAGCAUGACGCCUACUUGCUCCUGGAGAGGUUUGGAGGCAUUGCGAAGCCAAGUCCCGGAGAUGGCGUCAAACACGACAGUUUAGACAAGGCGGGCAAUGCCAGAAUACCAUCUCCUGAGAUGGUUCUACGAAAUUAUUUUGAGAUGAAGAAGUAGUGAGAGACGAUACCUGCACCAGCUAGGUUAAGUAAUGUUCAGCAGGGUUAAAGUUAGCUUUAUUAAUUGAAAUUUAACUAGAG
Molecule: messenger RNA, 4796 nt
Organism: Ilyonectria robusta
Lineage: Eukaryota; Fungi; Ascomycota; Sordariomycetes; Hypocreales; Nectriaceae
Exons: 8
Coding region: 1-4713 (1570 amino acids)
Biological process (GO): proteolysis
Molecular function (GO): serine-type endopeptidase activity
Source: RefSeq, a predicted model, not a curated record